Molecule: messenger RNA, 21314 nt
Organism: Coregonus sp. 'balchen'
Lineage: Eukaryota; Metazoa; Chordata; Actinopteri; Salmoniformes; Salmonidae
Source: the annotation of a GenBank genome assembly
AUGGAGUCGGCCAUUCAGACGAUAGUGGGUGUCUUCCUGAAGUCAGCCAAGGGGAAGGAGAGUUUGGGAGGGAAUGACUUCCAGAAGCUAGUGAAGAGCCAGCUCCACAACAUCAUGAUGGUCAGUCAGACAGCAGCCUCCACACGCACCAUGGCUGAUGUCACUCAAAUGAAGUUAUAAACCAGCUAUUAACACUACAACUUUUGGAACUCUUUGACUGAGCUAUAGUUGUUAAGAUUAAGAUCACUUUAUUUGUCAAUUGUACGUCUGCUUUAUCCUAACCCCUCCGGAAUACACACAUACAGUGGGGUCCGAAAUUAUUGUCACCCUUGAUAAAGAUGAGCAAUGAUGACUGUAUAAAAUAAAUAAUUCAAAUGCUGAGCUGUAUUGUAUGCUCUAAGAAAUGGGGAAUUAAAUCAUUUUAUACUAAUUCAAUUGCUCAGAGAAAGAGAUUUUGUUUAACAAGUAAUAAAAUGUUUUCUCAAAAAGGUAGGGAUCAAAAUGAUUGACCUCUAAAGAUUCUUAUAAAUAAAGUAGUCAAAUGUUUAGUAUUUGGUCCCAUAUUCCAAUGACUACAUCAAGCUUGUGACUCUUCUUGCAACCAAUAAAAUGUUAUAUAUAUGAGCAAUACAACCAUCCCAGCUCUGCAGAUUUUGCUGCGAAGACACAUAAUCAUUAGAUCAUUUGUUUUGGUACUGUCCAUAUGCAGUAUGUUUUUGGUCACAGGUCCAGAAAUGGCUGAAGCAUUGCAACAUUUACCUGGAGCUAACUCUGCAAAUAGCACUGCUGGGUGAUUUAAUAAGUCAUAGUCAAUUGAUCAAUAAUAUAAUAAUACUCUUAGCAAAAAUGUUUAUCUUUAAUUUACAAUAUGUACAACCUAUGAGAAUAGAAAGGUUCAGAACUGUUGUGAAACAUCAUAGCACAGUUGAAAAAUAUAUGGCAAAUAAAAAUAAAAACUGGAUGGUGUUCAGAGAUAGAUGGGAGGGGUUGAGUGGAGCUGAAGGAUGGGACUAAAAACAAACAAAGAUAACUAUUGUAAAAUAUACUGUGUCCAUAAAAUGUAUGUAGUAUGUAUAAGCUAGAAGUAGAAGCCUAAGUGUUGUUGUCGAUUAGUUUACUCCAAUUAGGGGAGGGGUGGUAGGGUUAGGGGAACAUAAUAAAGGAAUACAUACCCACAUUUUUUAAAACUAAAAAUAUAUAUAUAUAUACACUGCUCAAAAAAAUAAAGUGAACACUUAAACAACACAUCCUAGAUCUGAAUGAAUGAAAUAAUCUUAUUAAAUACUUUUUUCUUUACAUAGUUGAAUGUGCUGACAACAAAAUCACACACAAAUUAUCAAUGGAAAUCAAAUUCAUCAACCCAUGGAGGUCUGGAUUUGGAGUCACCCUCAAAAUUUAAGUGGAAAACCACACUACAGGCUGAUCCAACUUUGAUGUAAUGUCCUUAAAACAAGUCAAAAUGAGGCUCAGUAGAGUGUGUGGCCUCCACAUGCCUGUAUGACCUCCCUACAACGCCUGGGCAUGCUCCUGAUGAGGUGACGGAUGGUCUCCUGAGGGAUCUCCUCCCAGACCUGGACUAAAGCAUCCGCCAACUCCUGGACAGUCUGUGGUGCAACGUGGCGUUGGUGGAUGGAGCGAGACAUGAUGUCCCAGAUGUGCUCAAUUGGAUUCAGGUCUGGGGAACGGGCGGGCCAGUCCAUAGCAUCAAUGCCUUCCUCUUGCAGGAACUGCUGACACACUCCAGCCACAUGAGGUCUAGCAUUGUCUUGCAUUAGGAGGAACCCAGGGCCAACCGCACCAGCAUAUGGUCUCACAAGGGGUCUGAGGAUCUCAUCUCGGUACCUAAUGGCAGUCAGACUACCUCUGGCGAGCACAUGGAGGACUGUGCGGCCCCCCAAAGAAAUGCCACCCCACACCAUGACUGACCCACCGCCAAACCGGUCAUGCUGGAGGAUGUUGCAGGCAGCAGAACGUUCUCCACGGCGUCUCCAGACUCUGUCACGUCUGUCACAUGUGCUCAAUGUGAACCUGCUUUCACCUGUGAAGAGCACAGGGCGCCAGUGGCGAAUUUGCCAAUCUUGGUGUUCUCUGGCAAAUGCCAAACGUCCUGCACGGUGUUGGGCUCUAAGCACAACCCCCACCUGUGGACGUCGGGCCCUCAUACCACCCUCAUGGAGUCUGUUUCUGACUGUUUGAGCAGACACAUGCACAUUUGUGGCCUGCUGGAGGUCAUUUUGCAGGGCUCUGGCAGUGCUCCUUGCACAAAGGCGGAGGUAGCGGUCCUGCUGCUGGGUUGUUGCCCUCCUAUGGCCUCCUCCACGUCUCCUGAUGUACUGGCCUGUCUCCUGGUAGCGCCUCCAUGCUCUGGACACUACGCUGACAGACACAGCAAACCUUCUUGCCACAGCUCGCAUUGAUGUGCCAUCCUGGAUGAGCUGCACUACCUGAGCCACUUGUGUGGGUUGUAGACUCUGUCUCAUGCUACCACUAGAGUGAAAGCACCGCCAGCAUUCAAAAGUGACCAAAACAUCAGCCAGGAAGCAUAGGAACUGAGAAGUGGUCUGUGGUCACCACCUGCAGAACCACUUCUUUAUUGGGGGUGUCUUGCUAAUUGCCUAUAAUUUCCACCUGUUGUCUAUUCCAUUUGCACAACAGCAUGUGAAAUGUAUUGUCAAUCAGUGUUGCUUCCUAAGUGGACAGUUUGAUUUCACAGAAGUGUGAUUGACUUGGAGUUACAUUGUGUUUUUAAGUGUUCCCUUUAUUUUUUGAGCAGUGUAUAUAUAUAUAUAUAUAUAUAUAUAUAUAUAUAUAUAUAUAUAUAUACAGUGGGGAGAACAAGUAUUUGAUACACUGCCGAUUUUGCAGGUUUUCCUACUUACAAAGCAUGUAGAGGUCUGUAAUUUUUAUCAUAGGUACACUUCAACUGUGAGAGACAAAAAUCCAGAAAAUCAUAUUGUAUGAAUUUUAAAUAAUUAAUUUGCAUUUUAUUGCAUGACAUAAGUAUUUGAUCACCUACCAACCAGUAAGAAUUCCGGCUCUCACAGACCUGUUCGUUUUUCUUUAAGAAGCCCUCCUGUUCUCCACUCAUUACCUGUAUUAACUGCACCUGUUUGAACUCGUUACCUGUAUAAAAGACACCUGUCCACACACUCAAUCAAACAGACUCCAACCUCUCCACAAUGGCCAAGACCAGAGAGCUGUGUAAGGACAUCAGGGAUAAAAUUGUAGAACUGCACAAGGCUGGGAUGGGCUACAGGACAAUAGGCAAGCAGCUUGGUGAGAAGGCAACAACUGUUGGCGCAAUUAUUAUAAAAUGGAAGAAGUUCAAGAUGAUGGUCAAUCGCCCUCGGUCUGGGGCUCCAUGCAAGAUCUCACCUCGUGGGGCAUCAAUGAUCAUGAGGAAGGUGAGGGAUCAGCCCAGAGCUACAUGACAGGACCUGGUCAAUGACCUGAAGAGAGCUGGGACCACAGUUUCAAAGAAAACCAUUAGUAACACACUACGCCGUCAUGGAUUAAAAUCCUGCAGCGCACGCAAGGUCCCCCUGCUCAAGCCAGCGCAUGUCCAGGCCCGUCUGAAGUUUGCCAAUGACCAUCUGGAAGAUCCAGAAGAGGAAUGGGAGAAGGUCAUGUGGUCUGAUGAGACAAAAAUAGAGCUUUUUGGUCUAAACUCCACUCGCCUUGUUUGGAGGAAGAAGAUGAGUACAACCCCAAGAACACCAUCCCAACCGUGAAGCAUGGAGGUGGAAACAUCAUUCUUUGGGGAUGCUUUUCUGCAAAGGGGACAGGACGACUGCACCAUAUUGAGGGGAGGAUGGAUGGGGCCAUGUAUCGCGAGAUCUUGGCCAACAACCUCCUUCCCUCAGUAAGAGCAUUGAAGAUGGAUCGUGGCUGGGUCUUCCAGCAUGACAACGACCCGAACCACACAGCCAGGGCAACUAAGGAGUGGCUCCGUAAGAAGCAUCUCAAGGUCCUGGAGUGGCCUAGCCAAUCUCCAGACCUGAACCCAAUAGAACAUCUUUGGAGGGAGCUGGAAGUCCUUAUUGCCCCGAAACCUGAAGGAUCUGGAGAAGGUCUGUAUGGAGGAGUGGGCCAAAAUCCCUGCUGCGGUGUGUGCAAACCUGGUCAAGACCUACAGGAAACGUAUGAUCUCUGUAAUUGCAAACAAAGGUUUCUGUACCAAAUAUUAUGUUCUGCUUUUCUGAUGUAUCAAAUACUUAUGUCAUGCAAUAAAAUGCAAAUUAAUUACUUACAAAUCAUACAAUGUGAUUUUCUGGAUUUUUGUUUUAGAUUCCGUCUCUCACAGUUGAAGUGUACCUAUGAUAAAAAUUACAGACCUCUACAUGCUUUGUAAGUAGGAAAACCUGCAAAAUCAGCAGUGUAUCAAAUACUUGUUCUCCCCACUGUAUAUAUACACUACCAAUCAAAAGUUUGGACACACCUACUCAUUCAAGGGUUUUUCUUUAUUUUUUCUAUUUUUUACAUUGUAGAAUAAUAGUGAAGACACCAAAACUAAGAAAUAACACGUGGAAUCAUGUAAACAAAUUCUUCAAAUAGCCAUCCUUUGCCUUGAUGACAGCUUUGCACACUCUUGGCAUUCUCACAACCAGCUUCACCUGGAAUGCUUUUCCAACAGUCUUGAAGGAGUUCCCACAUAUGCUGAGCACUUGUUGGCUGCUUUUCCUUCACUCUGCAGUCUGACUCAUCCCAAACCAUCUCAAUUGGGUAAGCUGGGAGUUUUUGAGUUGUUCAGUCAGUUUCAUCUUGCUAGCAAUAGCAUACAUUCUUCGUUUAACAAUGUUAUCUGACAAAGGUAUUGAUGUGAGAUUCUGUGCCUCUGCCUCCCCACACAUUGUUUUCACCAUAUCAGUUGCGGCUGGUAAUAUCAAAGUCUCAGCAAUAGUGUGUGGUUUCAUAGCGUAGCUGGCCCAGCCAUUCACCAUGGGAAUGAUUUAAGUGCAACGGUCAAGUGCAGCCUUUCCCCAUGAUUGAAGGGCGCUCUCUGGUUUAAUUUUAUAUUUUAUAUUUGAAUAAUUUUCAUUUCGAUUUUUCAAGUUAACCACAAUACAACAUAUUUUGAGAUACAAAGACAAUAUUAUACUGAACAAAAAUAUAAACGCAACAUGUAAGGUGUUGGUCCCAUGUUUCAUGAGUUUAAAUAAAAGAUCCCCGAAAUGUUCCAUACGCACAAAAAGCUUAUUUCUCUAAAAAGUUGUGCACAAAUUUGUUUACAACCCUGUUAGAGAGAAUAUCUCCUUUGUCAAGAUAAUCCAUCCACUUGACAGGUGUUGCAUAUCAAGAAGCUGAUUAACCUCUUAAGGAUCGGACAAUUUUUUUCAAUUUUCGCCUAAAAUGACAUACCCAAAUCUAACUGCAUGCAGCUCAGGACCUGAAGCAAGGAUAUUCUUGAUACCAUUUGAAAGGAAACACUUUGAAGUUUGUGGAAAUGUGAAAUUAAUGUAGGAGAAUAUAACACAUUAGAUCUGGUAAAAGAUAAUACAAACAAAAUUUUUAUUUUUUUUUUUUUUUUUCCAUCAUCUUUGAAAUGGAAGAGAAAGGCCACAAUAUAAUAUUGCAGUGUGUGUGCAAAGUUUCAGAUUGAUCCAGUGAAGCAUUGCAAUAGUGGACUAUUUUUUAUCAAGUCUGCCCAAAUGUGCCGAAUUGGGCAAUUGAUACAUGUUAAAGUACAUAACUAUAGAGAACAUACAAAAAUGAUAUGGUAAUACAAAAUGUAAGUUUACACACUCCCAGGAAUGAUUAGCUUAUACACUAACUUUCACACAUCUAGAUGGCCGGGCGGGGUGGUGUGGAGCCAGAGACAGCAGGGGUUCAAACUGUAGAACCCAGUUCCCACAUUUAAAUAUAAAAAUUGAUUUUAUCAAACAAACUAUGCUACAUUUUAUCUCUGGGACCUUUAGGAUGACAAAUCAGAGCAAGAUUACUGAAUGUAAGUACAUUAUUUACCUUCAGAGGUGAAUGUAUCAAGCCAUUUGCCGUGAAACAUUUUUUGUUGUUGUGCACUCUCCUCAAACAAUUGCAUGGUCUUUUUUCACUGUAAUAGCUACUGUAAAUUGGAAAGCGCAGUUAGAUUAACAAGAAGUUAAGCUUUCUGCCCAUACAAGACAAGUAUAUGUCCUGGAAAGUUUGCUGUUACUUACAACGGUCAUGCUAAUCACAUUAGCGCAUGUUAGCUCAACUGUCCUAUAUUCGGGACACCGAUCCCGUAGAGGUUAAACAGCAUGAUCAUUACACAGGUGCACCUUGUGCUGGGGACAAUAAAAGUUAGUUUUGUCACACAACACAAUGCCACAGAUGUCUCAUGUUUUGAGGGAGUGUGAAACCAGAGGAUUUUUUUUUUUUUUUUUUUUUUUUUUUUGUCAUUUAGCAGACGCUCUUAUCCAGAGCGACUUACAGGAGAUGACUGCAGGAAUGUCCACCAGAGCUGUUGCCAGAUAAUUACAUUUUAAUUUCUCUACCAUAAACCAUAAAGUUGUUUUAGAGAUUUUGGCAGUACAUCCAACCGGCCUCACAACAGCAGACCACGUAUAACCACGCCAGCCCAGGACCUCCACAUCCGGCUACUUCACCUGCGGGAUCAUCUGAGACCAGCCACCCGGACAGUUGAUGAAACUGAGGAGUAUUUCUGUCUGUAAUAAAGCCCUUUUGUUGGGAAAAAACUCAUUUUGAUUGGCUGGGCCUGGCUCCCCUGUGGGUGGGCCUGGCUCCCAAGAGGAUGGGCCUAUGCCCUCCUAGGCCCACCCAUAGCUGCGUCCCUGCCCAAUCAUGUGAAAUCCAUAGAUUAGGGCCUAAUGAAUUUAUUUCAAUUGACUGAUUUCCUUAUAUGAACUGUAACUCAGUAAAAUCGUAGAAAUUGUUGCAUGUUGCAUUUAUAUAUUUUUUCAGUAUAUAAUAUAUAUACAGUACCAGUCAAAAGUUUGGACACACCUACUCAUUCAAGGGUUUUUCUUAAUUUUUUAUAUUGUAGAAUAAUAGUGAAGACAUCAAAACUAUGAAAUAACCCAAAAACCAGCUUCACCUGGAAUGCUUUUCCAACAGUCUUGAAGGAGUUCCCACAUAUGGUGAGCACUUGUUGGCUGCUUUUCCUUCACUCUGCCGUCCGACUCAUCCCAAAACAUCUCAAUUGGGUUGAGGUCGGAGGAUUGUGGAGGCCAGGUCAUCUGAUGCAGCACUCCAUCACUCUCCUUCUUGGUCAAAUAGCCCUUACACAGCCUGGAGGUGUGUUGGGUCAUUGUCCUGUUGAAAAACAAACGAUAGUCCCACUAAGCUCAAACCAGAUGGGGUGGCGUAUCGCUGCAGAAUGCUGUGGUAGCCAUGCUGGUUAAGUGUGCAGCAAAGCACCCCCACACCAUAACACCUCCUCCUCCAUGCUUUACGGUGGGAACUACACAUGCGGAGAUCAUCCAUUCACCCACACCGCGUCUCACAAAGACACAGCGGUUGGAACCAAAAUUAUUCAAUUUGGACUCCAGACCAAAGGACACAUUUCCACCGGUCUAAUGUCCAUUGCUCGUGUUUCUUGGCCCAAGCAGGUCUCUUCUUCUUAAUUGGUGUCCUUUAGUAGUGGUUUCUUUGCAGCAAUUCGACCAUGAAGGCCUGAUUCACACAGUCCCCUCUAAACAGUUGAUGUUGAGAUGUGUCUGUGACUUGACCUCUGUGAAGCAUUUAUUUGUGCUGCAAUUUCUGAGGCUGGUAACUCUAAUGAACUUAUCCUCUGCAGUAGAGGUAACUCUGGGUCUUCCAUUCCUAUGGCGGUCCUCAUGAGAGCCAGUUUCAUCAUAGCGCUUGAUGAUUUUUGCGACAGAACUUUCAAAGUACUUUAAAUGUUCCGUAUUGACUGACCUUCAUGUCUUAAAGUAAUGAUGGACUGUUGUUUCUCUUUGCUUAUUUGAGCUGUUCUUGCCAUAAUAUGGACUUGGUCUUUUACCAAAUAGGGCUAUCUUAUGUAUACCUUGUCACAACACAACUGAUUGUCUCAAAUGCAUUAAGAAGGAAAGAAAUUCCACAAAUUAACUUUUAAGAAGGCACAACAGUUAAUUGAAAUGCAUUCCAAGUGACUACCUCAUGAAGCUGGUUGAGAGAAUACCAAGAGUGUGCAAAGCUGUUGUCAAGACAAAGGGUGGCUAUUUGAAGAAUCUCAAAUAUUAAAUAUAUUUUGAUUUGUUUAACACUUUUUUGGUUACUACAUGAUUCCUUAUGUGUUAUUUCAUAGUUUUGAUGUCUUCGCUAUUAUUCUACAAUGUAAACAAUAGUAAAAAUAAAGAAAAACCCUUGAAUGAGUAGGUGUCCAAACCUUUGACUGGUAGCGUAUAUAAACUCAGCAAAAAAAGAAACGUCCUCUCACUGUAAACUGCAUUUGUUUUCAGCAAACUUAACAUGUGUAAAUAUUUGUAUGAACAUAACAAGAUUCAACAACUGAGACAUAAACCGAACAAGUUCCACAGACAUGUGACUAACAGAAAUUGAAUAAUGUGUCCCUGAACAGUCAGUAUCUGGUGUGUCCACCAGCUGCAUUAAGUACUGCAGUGCAUCUCCUCCUCAUGGACUGCACCAGAUUUGCCAGUUCUUGCUGUAAGAUGUUACCCCACUCUUCCACCAAGGCACCUGCAAGUUCCCGGACAUUUCUGGGGGGAAUGACCCUAGCCCUCACCCUCCGAUCCAACAGGUCCCAGACGUGCUCAAUGGGAUUGAGAUCCGGGCUCUUCGCUGGCCAUGGCAGAACACUGACAUUCCUGUCUUGCAGGAAAUCACGCACAGAACGAGCAGUAUGGCUGGUGGCAUUGUCAUGCUGGAGGGUCAUGUCAGGAUGAGCCUGCAGGAAGGGUACCACAUGAGGGAGGAGGAUGUCUUCCCUGUAACGCACAGUGUUGAGAUUGCCUGCAAUGACAACAAGCUCAGUCCGAUGAUGCUGUGACACACCACCCCAAACCAUGACGGACCCUCCACCUCCAAAUCAAUCCCGCUCCAGAGUACAGGCCUCGGUGUGACGCUCAUUCCUUUGACGAUAAACGCGAAUCUGACCAUCACCCCUGGUGAGACAAAACUGCGACUCGUCAGUGAAGAGCACUUUUUGCCAGUCCUGUCUGGUCCAGCGACGGUGGGUUUGUGCCCAUAGGCGACGUUGUUGCCGGUGAUGUCUGGUGAGGACAUGCCUUACAACAGGCCUACAAGCCCUCAGUCCAGCCCCUCUCAGCCUAUUGCGGACAGUCUGAGCACUGAUUGACAGAUUGUGCGUUCCUGGUGUAACUCGGGCAGUUGUUGUUGCCAUCUUGUACCUGUCCCGCAGGUGUGAUGUUCGGAUGUACCAAUCCUGUGCAGGUGUUGUUACACGUGGUCUGCCACUGCGAGGACGAUCAGCUGUCCAUCCUGUCUCCCUGUAGCUCUGUCUUAGGCGUCUCACAGUACUGACAUUGCAAUUGUUUGCCCUGGCCACAUCUGCAGUCCUCAUGCCUCCUUGCAGCAUGCCUAAGGCACGUUCACGCAGAUGAGCAGGGACCCUGGGCAUCUAUCUUUUGUUUGUAAAGAGUCAGUAGAAAGGCCUCUUUAGUGUCCUAAGUUUUCAUAACUGUGACCUUAUUUGCCUACCGUCUGUAAGCUUUUAGUGUCUUAACGACCGUUCCACAGGUGCAUGUUCAUUAAUUGUUUAUGGUUCAAUGAACAAGCAUGAGAAACAGUGUUUAAAUCCUUUACAAUGAAGAUCUGUGAAGUUAUUUGGAUUUCUACAAAUUAUCUUUGAAAGACAGGGUCCUGAAAAUGGGACAUUUCUUUUUUUGCUGAUUUUAUAUAUAUAUAGUAUAUUUUAAUUUUUUCAGGAUUUUGGAAAUUCUCCCGCGAACACAUUUUCAUAUCAGGUGACCCACAUGGGGUCGCAAUCCCUAGUUUGGGAACCGCUGAUGUAGUCAUUGCGUCCUGGGAAUAUGGGAUCAAAUACUAAACUUUUGGCCACUUUAUUUAUAAGAAUCUUUAGGGGUGUCAAUAAUUUUGACCCCUACCUUUUUGAAAAAAAAAAUAUUACUUGUUAAACAAAAUCUCUUUCUCUGAGCAAUUGUAUUAGCAUAAAAUAAUCACAUUUCCAAAUUUUUGGGAGCGUACUAUAUAGCUCAGUAUUAUUGAUUUUAUAUUUGCUCAUAUUUAUCAAGGGUGUCAAUAAAUUCACACCCCACUGUACAUAUACAGGUUGGAGAAGGGGACUGCCACACUGAGCGCCCGGUAGCAGUUGUUGUGGGGGGUUAAGUGCCUUGCUCAAGGGCACAACAGCAGGCAAUGGUGUCUAGGAUUUAAUGCCAGCUCACUUCCCGCCAGGUUUGUCCCGGGAGACCCGGGAUUCAAACUGGCAACCCUCCGGAAUAGGAUAGGAGACCCUACAGACUAACAUAUAAAAUAGGGUGGGUUGCACAAACAUGAAUGAACUCUUAAACUGGGUUAAAUCAAGGUCUAUCUAUUAAUCAUGCUGCACAAAACAGUACUGCACCUUGUGAUGUAAGGGGUCAGUUACUACUGAGGUCACCUCUGAGUCAUGUCUGCCCGUCUCUGUAUCUACUCUGUACCCAGGACACGGACAGCUCCGAGGCGGUGAAGAAAAUGCGACAGGGCCUGGACGCCAACCAGGACGGUAAAGUCAACUUCGAGGAGUACAUGAACCUGGUGGGCUACCUGGCAACCUCCCUGAGCGAGCAAUGCACCGCCGCUGUGGAGACGCCAGCUGAGAGUGCGGCCGCCGCACCGGAGAUCGAGAGUACGCCAGCAGCAGCAGAGGUAGAGGAAGAGAAGGCAGAAGUAGAGGCACAGCCAGAGGAGGCAGAGCCAGAGGCAGCCACAGCUGUAGAGAAAGAGAAGGUUGAAGAGGCAGAAUAGGUGGAAGAGGCGGAAAAGGAGGAGGAGCCAGCACCAGCAGCAGCCGAGGAGGAGAAGAUAGAGGAGGCCACAUAGGAAUAUACCACCGGUCCUGUCUGGAUAUUACAAUACACACCAACACCAAACUGAUAUACAUCGCACUACCCUAAUACACACUACAGUACACUAUACAACCCACCCUUCAAACAGGUGUGCUGUAAUAACAGUAUAUGUUGGAUCCCCACAAUAACACAUUUAUUUUCAUACACACAUACAUACACCCAGUAUUUGGUACUAAAAUACACUAGUACACACUGCAACAUACUAUAAACCCCAAUCCAUACUUUCUUGAUAUACUGUAUAUAUAUAUACUUAGUAUUACUAACAUACAUUACACUAUAAUUACUUACAUUACAGCAGUAUAUGCUAUUAUAUGUUGAUAUACUUCCCACUAUAUAGCACACUAUACCUCAUAAUAUGGAUAUAUAAUACAUUCUGCCAUGUAGUUAUAUUUGCAUUCCUUCUCUCUCCCUUUGCCUAUCUACAAUGACGUAAUGCAAAACUAUACUACAGUACAUUCCACAAUGUACAGUUAAGUCAGGCCAUCUCAACUUGUUCUUCUGAGAAGGUUGCUUGGCUUAAUGGCUUUGCAUGAUGCAAGGAAGCACUGAUGCAUGGUUGCAUGACAUUUUCUACAGCAAAUUCUCUAGUGUUAAAUCAACACUGACAGUGUUACAUUUAACACUGGUCCAGUGUCUAUACGGGUCCACACUUUUCAGUGUUGAAUUAACACACUGCUUAGUGUAAAGCCUUAUUUGCAUAUUUCCCAGUGCCUUGCCUUUCAAGUGAAGUGUAGAGUUACCACCCAUGACUGUAUUUGUUAGUGACAGAAACAUGGUUGUUGCGUUCAUCAAUUUUCAAGUCUGUGGCCUUCACCAAGUUGAUCCUAAGUGAAUAUGUUAUCAUUCAAAUUUAAUUAUUUAACACAAUACAACACAUAUUUCAUAAGGCCUUAGUUUUACCCUAAUACAGUAACCUGAAACUCAUGGUUUACAGGCCACAUCAGGCCUGCAAGCCACAUUAUACUUGCUUGGGGAUAUCCAACAUUUGGGAUUUUUAUUCACCUGCAACCUUCAUUCAGAUUGACUGCCGGGUUAAGAAGAUUAAGAUAUGAGACUACCUAAACCAUCUUAACUGGAACAACCAUUUCAGUAACAGGUGCGAGAGUCCAAGUUACAGAUUGGAUAACAUGCAAAAAACAUAGAUAUAGAAACAAUUCUAAAACUCUACCUGCAAUAGAGCAUGCUGGGAAAUAUGAUAAUGGUGGGCUUGGUUUUGGUUUAACACUGGUUAUUAAAACCAACACUGGGAUUUUUUUACACCAAUGAGUGUUGAUUUAACCCUUACAGAGUGAAUUUGUAAGUGCUCUCUCUCUUUCUCUCUCUCUCUCUGUCUCUCUCUCUCUUUCUCUCUCUCUCUCUCUGUUCUCUUCCCUUGCAACUCUGUCAUUGAAUUGAAGCUCUGGCAUGUUAUGACAAUAAACUAAUUGUGUUGCUGGGGUUCUUACUUAGUUCAGACUAGUCUCUCUCUGUCUCUCUCUUUGCUUCGUGUAUCUCAUUUUCUGGAAGAUCCAGACAGGGCAGCAUCUGGAGUUUAUGGACUCCUCUCCGCUACUAGCUAGCCAAGAGCCAUGGAUUCGGAGCUGGAAGAUCAGGUGUGGUGUGUCCUAAUAAUGGCCUUCUGGUAAAUAAUUAAGGGGCCCAGGAAGGAAUUAACACCAGGGGACCCUUGUGGCCCCAAGGGAGCCCGAAAUAGCCCUCAAGCAGUAGGCCACUGACCCGAGAGGGCCCCUAGGGGCCCUUGAGAUAGGGCCCAAGCCGUUUCUCCAUGCAACCCAAUCCACCGGGACCAGAACCAGGAGGAAAGGAAAACAAAACAGACACCCAAACGUUAAGAAAAGGGGCUUUUAUAGCCUGUUGGAGACGUCACACCUGACGUGAAAAGUCACAACAGAAACUUUACCCUUGUUUAGGUAUUGUGCAGGUAUUGUUCCUACGCUCUUAGAAAAAAGUUGCUAUCUAUAACCUAAAAGGGUUCUUCGGCUGUCCCCAUAGAAUAACCCUUUGAAGAACCCCUUUUGGGUUCCAUGUAGAACCCUUUCCACAGAGGGCCAAAAGGGUUCGACCUGGAACCAAAAAGGAUACUCCUAAAUGGGGACAGCUGAAGAACCCUUUUGGAACCCUUUUUUCUAGUAUAUUUUUGUUGUUGUUGUUUUCCUCCUGGUUCUGCUACCAUCAGGUUUGCUGGGUUACCUGGUCACACCCCUAUUCUCUGUGUUGAGAAACCCUGUUUGACCUGCAACUAUUUCCCAGUGCCUAAAACCAUUGACUUGGCCAUGGCUUAAAACCAUUGACUUAGUGGCCACAUCCUUGGACAUAAACCAACACAAGAGUUACUUGAUUACUGAUAGCUAUCUGUGACUCAUCUGAAGAUCCUGAGUUCCAACGAACUGUCAGACCUGGGUUCAAAUACUAUUUGAAAUCGUUUAAAUACUUUCAGUGUUUGCUCUAGCCUACCUGGAGUGCUAGAUGGGCAGGGUUUGCAGUUUUUGGACUAUUCUAUUGGUCCAUUAAGCCAGGCAACCUUGGUAAAUGAUUUCAAAUAGUAUUUGAACCCAGGUCUGGAAACUGCUUUACCCUUUAACCCAGUAGUGUUACACAGCAUAUGACUAUUAUUUACUAUAUAAUAUUACUAAACUUUAUUGAUAAACAGCUACUAUUAUUUCAUAUUAUAACUAUUAUUACUCCAGCCAUUCUAAUGGCUUGUAUUGUAUGACUUGCAUGUAAUAUGAUACUCUUUUAGUAUGUAUGUUCUGAUUUGGACCACUAACGAGUUUUGGAAGCCUUAAUAUAACUGUCCAGUGAAAAUCUCACUUUUAAAAACUCAUACCCAAAUAAUGUUGUUGACUCGCCCUAUUCUCGUUUUGUGGCCAAAGCAUAAAUGAGUAUUUGUGGCCAAAGCAUACAUUUCCUCAUUUAACGUGAGUCACAUUGGCUCAAUGGCUGAGCUGGCCAAUUAUCUUCAGCUGCCUGACUAAACUAGCCAGAAGGGAGUGGCAGAAAGCUGGCCAUUUUUGCAUGACUUUUUAUGAAUAUCUUUAACAAUCAGUAAUAUGCCCACACCACUCAAACACAGAAAAGCUGCUUUUUAAAUGUACUUUAUUUCCAUUUCUGGGAAGGAAAACUAUUUAACUGAUAUUGUAAUUAAUUAUAGGUCAUAUUUCAGAGAAAUCUGGAAACCCUGAACACAUACUUUAAGGGAACACAGGGGUUGUACUGUACAGCCCAACACACAGGUUAUUUACCCACUAGUCAUUAUUUGUCAGAUGUACAUUUACAUUUUAGUCAUUUAGCAGACGCUCUUAUCCAGAGUGACUUACAGUUAGUGAGUGCAUAAAUUUUUUCAUACUGGCCCCCCGUGGGAAACGAACCCACAACCCUGGCGUUGCAAGCGCCAUGCUCUACCAACUGAGCUACAUGGGGCCCUUGUGUUGGGCAUUGAGCUGCUCAGUAAGCAAACCAGCAUAAACUGAUACAACAUCCAUUACUCCACAGCAAUACUUUUGUGAUCUUUUUACUAAUUAGUUUCACAACAUGCCUUGCCUCCCAAACCUAGUACAGGGUUGUCAAAUUUAACAGCUGUAUUGCUCUGUACCAGUUCAACACUCUCUCCUCCUUAUAGAUGCAAAGGCAGCAGGAUAGAGCAGAAAAGCCAGGCUGUAGCCUGGACAUGGUUUAGCUCUGGCCUCCCAGGGUGUGCUUGUCAAACAGGUACUCGGCCAUCUUGUUGUUGACAGCAUGUUGUUGACAGCAUGUACACAGACAAUAGUAAAUUGUCGCAUCAUUAAUAAUGCAACCAUUAGUCAAAGCUAAUGUGCAUCAUGCAUGCCACCACAUAGCACCACCGACCAGGACAUGGAGAUAUAAGGUGCCUUCACAAAGUAUUCAUACCCCUUGACUUAUUCCACAUUUUGUUGUGUUACAGCCUGAAUUCAAAAUCAAUUGAAAAAAAAAAAUCCUCACCCAUCUACACACAAUACCCCAUAAUGACAAAGUGAAAACAUGUUUUUAGAAAUGUUAGCAAAUUUAUUGAAAAUGAAAUACAGAAAUCUCAUUUAUAUAAGUAUUCACACCCCUGAGUCAAUACAUGUUAGAAUCAACUUUGGUAGCAAUUACAGCUGUGAGUCUUUCUGGGUAAGUCUCUAAGACCUUUGCGCACCUGGAUUGUACAAUAUUUGCACAUUAUUUAUUUUUUGAUUCUUCAAGCUCUGUCAAGUUGGUUGUUGAUCAUUGUUAGACAGCCAUUUUAGUCCAAACUGUAUCUAGGCCACUCAGGAACAUUCAAUGUCGUCUUGGUAAGCAACUCCAGUGUAUAUUUGGCCUUGUGUUUUAGGUUAUUGUCCUGCUGGUGAAUUUGUCUCCCAGUGUCUGUUGCAAAGCAGACUGAAGCAGGUUUUCCUUUAGGAUUUUGCCUGUGCUUAGCUCUAUUCCUUUUCUUUUUAUCCUAAAGAACUCCCUAGUCCUUGCCGAUGACAAGCAUACCCAUAACAUGAGGCAGCCACCACCAUGCUUGAAAAUAUGAAGAGUGGUACUCAGUGAUGUGUUGUGUUGGAUUUGGCUCAAACAUAACGCUUUGUUUUCAUGACAUAAAGUUAAUUUCUUUGCCACAUUUUUUGCAGUUUUGGAAUAUUUUUUAUUCUGUAAAGGCUUCCUUCUUUUCACUCUGUAAUUUAGGUUAGUAUUGUGGAGUAACUGCAAUGUUGUUGAUCCAUCCUUAGUUUUCUCCUAUCACAGCCAUUACAUUUUAAAGUCACCAUAGGCCUCAUGGUGAAAUCCCUGAGUGGUUUCCUUCCUCUCCGGCAACUGAGUUAGGAAGGAUGCCUGUAUCUUUGUAGUGAUUGGGUGUAUUGAUACACCAUCCAAAUUGUAAUUCAUAAUUUCACCAUGCUCAAAGGGAUAUUCAAUUUCUGUUCUGUUUUUGACCCAUCUACCAAUAGGUGCCCUUCUUUGCGAGAUAUUGGAAAACCUCCCUGGUCUCUGUGAUUGAAUAUGUGUUUGAAAUUCACUGCUCGACUGAGGGACCUUACAGAUAAUUGUAUGUAUGGGGUACAGAGAUGAGGUCCAUGCAACUUAUUAUGUGACUUGUUAAGCACAUUUUCACUCCUGAAGUUAUUUAGACUUGCCAUAACAAAGGGGUUGAAUACUUAUUGACUCAAGACAUUUCAGCUUUUCAUUUUUAAUUAAUUUGUAAAAAUGUGUAAAAACAUAAUUCCACUUUGACGUUAUGUGGUAUUGUCUGUAGGCCAGUGACACAAAAUCUCAAUUGAAUCCAUUUUAAAUUCAGGCUGUAACACAACAAAAUGUGGAAAAAGUCAAGGGGUGUGACUACUUUCUGAAGGCAUUGUAUAAAUACAUAGUUUGUUUAUUAUGACAGGUUGAGCUUCAAACCCUUCAGUGAAAUAGAGAGGUUGUAAAAUCUACUAGUGAGAACAACAUGUAAUGAGGUCAAAAUGUCACACUUUGACACUUGUAAAUAGUCUUCCCUUUGCUUAUCCAAGCAUUUUACUACACUCUUGCGCUCUGCGCAAUGCUCAUGCUGCACUGCUUGCAUGAUUCAUUUAAACUUAGGAAAGCAAAGGCUCAUCUGGCAUUCUUUACUCAUCAUGCUUUUUUCAACUAAACCUAAUUAAAGAGCAUAUUUUGUACUGUAAUAUUCUUUGCCAAGGAAACCAAUGUAUUUUACAGUGACACACAACAUUACUUUACGGUUGUCCGAUCUUGACUAUGUGAAAAACAGUGGAGGCUGCUGAGGGGAGGACGGCUCAUAAUAAUGUCUGGAACAGAGUGAUUGGAAAUGGCAUCAAACACAUGGAAACCAUGUUUUUGAUGUAUUUAAUACCAUUCCACGUAUUCUGCUCCAGCUAUUACCACGAGCCCAUUCUCCCCAAUUAAGGUGCCACCAACCUCCUGUGGUGAAAAACCAUGCCACUCACUAGCACCCUCUGCAGUUAGCAUCAUGCUAACAUCUCCUGGUAGUGCUACAGCAUGUGCAUAGGCAUUGCCGCGGGAAGUAGAGGUGCUGAGGGUGCUGCAACAUCGGAAUAAAAAAAGUAUUAUUAUUAUUAUUUUUUUUAUUUUUUUUUACAAAAAUAGUGCACUCGGCCUUUACUAGUAUUAGCGGACCAAUAUAGACAUCUGUAGUGCAGGCAAAAAAAAUCUGCAUCUCUGCUUUGGCAAAAAAAGGUAAAAUUAAGAACAGUGUCUUGCAGGAUUCAAUAGUUGGAAUUGUAAGAGUUGUUGCCCUUUCCCUUUCUCUGCUAUUGUCAUUCUAAUGGAAUCCAGAAAGAACAAAACCCUGUCCUCAAACAUUUACAUCAAAAGGUGCAAAGUUAUGGGUAAAGACACAAAACAUCCUCAUCAAAUUAAAUAUUUUUCUUGAUCAAAUAACAUGGAAAACAACCACGUUUUGUGCAUUGUUAAUUUGCCAUCCUUACAAACCACUUCAUGUAAAUGUACAUUACUGUAUUGUACUUAGGCUGGUCAUCUAGGUUUGAACCUGUAGACUUUCCAUCACCAUGAAGAAAAACAAUGCAGAAUACAUUAAUUGAAUACAUUGAGUCAUUAAGUGGUUUGUGAUGAUGUGAUGUGAUCAUGUGGCUCAGUUGGUAGAGCAUGGCGCUUGCAAUGCUAGGGUUGUGGGUUUGAUUUCCAUGGGGGACCAGUACGAAAAAGUAUGAAAAUGUAUGCACUCACUACUAUAAUUUGCUCUGGAUAAGAGCAUCUACUAAAAUGGAAAAGGAAUAAAUAGACCAUUUCAGUUUUCACAUAGAAAUAAGUUGCAUUUGCAAACAUAUAUCAUCCAAGUAUUUGUAUAUUCCACAAGUAUUAUCAGAUUAACUGUUUUGUACAGAUAAUUAUCAGACUCAAGUUACAAAUGCUGGUAAACACUCAAAUACAUGUCGUUUUUAAAGUUUUUUCACAAAAGUCCUGUAUUAGUGGACCGAUAGGCUAUAGACCUCCAAACUUCUUCCCGCGGCUAUGUGCAUAGGCCUCAUAUACUAGCACCUUGUACUGUAUUCAUGAGCUUGCUGUGUACCCUCCUGCAGUUACCCACAGUCUAAACACUAUGCACACCUGUGUUAGAAUUGUGUCCACUCAAGGAUGAUGAAACUGACACUGAACCUAAACGCAAAUAGGCUGACACUAUAGCUAAUUGAUCAAAUGUGACUUAUCACACUGUGCCCUACCCCUAUGUAUUUACAUUUUACAUUUUAGUCAUUUAGCAGACGCUCUUAUCCAGAGCGACUUACAGUUAGUGAGUGCAUCAUUUUUUUUCUUUUUAUACUAGUCCCCCGUGGGAAACGAAUCCACAACCUUGGCGUUGCAAACGACAUGCUCUACCAACUGAGCUACAUUCUAAGAACUCUGCCACUUUAUAGGCUACAUUAGUAGGCUUUGUACCAGGGUUUGGGUCCAUUCCAACAAAAUCCUCACCGAAAGUCAACAGCAAUUUUGUGAAUUGGCUUAGUUAAAAUCGAAUUGAACCCAAAUCUGAUUUGUGCAAGAUAACAGUUUCCAGGAGAUGGUCUCUUUUCCAGUGGUAUACUAUACUAAAUAGACAGAAGUAGAGUGUUUACAGGUAGACCAUCCCACCACAACACAAUAUGCUGUUGCACGCAAGUUCUCCACAGAGGCACUUCAAAUGAACCACUAUGCCAAUGUUACACCUUCACCAGCAAUGCUGUAUCAUUUUCACUAAGCUACGCUAAUAGUAUUUAUGUAACCACUGUGUAACGGCCCAUAAUAAAACAAAAUACUUUGAUGCUAACACGCAAGCCUGUUUUCUGAUCUAUCCUGAUGGUACUGUUGUGUGCUGAGGUUAAGCACCCUGUCUGCAUGUGUAAGCACCUGAGAAGAGAGGGAGAGGACGAAGGGAGGGGGGAGAGGAAAGAGCGAGAGAGAAAUAGACGCAGGGAUGGUGGUACGAAGGUGGGAGGGAGAGGGGAGGAGGGGACAGGUGAUAUUUAAGCCGCUGUCCGACUCUCUCCUCAUCCGUCUUUCCUUGGCUCUAUCUCUCUAUCCAUCUUCACCAAAGACAAAGGAAGCCCUCCAUCAGCACUCCAUCAGGUAAGAUGGAUAGGUUAGAGGAAAGUUGUGGCCUCCUCCUUUCUCCUUCUCUGUAACUGAUAAAUGUUUUCUGGGAUCAGCUUAACAAUGUUUUUAUAUGUACCUUGUGAAUAGUGGAACUCUGGUAUUUUUCACGGUAAGAUACCCAGGGCGGCGGGCACCUUGGUAUCCAGAGCAAUAAGACUUAUGGGGCAAUAAGUUGAGCUCAUCUCCUCAAACUACAAUUGGUUUGCCUGUUGUUAAUGAGGUUUAAAAAGUUUUAGUUGGACGGACCAGAACCUGUGAAGAAAAGUUAUUUUUUCUAUCUAAUGCUCAGACGGUAAGUUAACUUUUUCCUUCAAUGGUAAUAUUUGAAAUAUCUUCAUUUUAAGACAAAAUAGUCAACUGUCUAAAUGAGAAAUUGUUAAAAGGGUGAAAAUAAAUGUACUUUCAGAGGAAUGUGUUGGAGAAGCAUUUUUCUGCAAUAAUUCCAUGGCUCAAUAAUAUAUUGCUGUCAACAGUUUGGUAGCCAUGGUUUCCCAUUGUCUUCUGUCGUCAAUGAGGCAGCUGACCUCUAUAGACAUUCCAGUCAGCUGUGGUGUUUUCUUUACUGAUCUAUUUUCUUCUCUUUUGUCCUCUUCUCUUCUGUCCUCUUCACUGACCUUAACUCUCUCUUUCUUUACUACCCAAGUGACAGAUAAACAACUCUUCUAUCUAUGCUGCAGUUUUUUGAUUAAAAUUAGAAUUCCUCAGUAGAUUAUUUAGUCCAUCUCCCAUUAAAAUGAUAUUGAGCACACAGUGAACAUCUGCAAAGGAAUAUUUUUCAGCUUUUGGAAUGGAUAGAGCCAGAUUGUAGUGUGUGUGCGUGUGUGUGUGUGCGCGUGUGUGUGCGUGUGGGUGUGCAUGCGUGCAUGUGUUUCUGUGUGUGUGUCUGCGUGCGUGUGUGCGUGUCUAUGUGUUCAUGUGUACCUCGGGUUACCGGAUCACCUGGCCUGAGCUCCUGUUUGUGAUUGCCAGGUGGUUUAUUUGCGUUCUAACAGUUUUGUGUUUUACUUGCGGUUUCCUUCUGUCACUGUUACAUGAUCAAUAUAAUUGUGAAACCCUGAGACCUCCAUCUCAAGUUACCUCAGUGACGUUAUCUUUACUUAACAAGCAGCUUACAAGUCUGUCAACUGAGAAAGAUAGAAAAUGGACCCUCUCACAAUGUUAGAAUUGGAAAAAUAUGUAUAAUGUCAAGAGAAGUGACGAAAUUCUUGGUGUGUUCACUCUAACCAUGUUGAAGGCUUUUCACCCUAACUACUAUGUGAGUCAGUGUCCUUGACAAUGACCUAUCUGUGUCUGUGUGUGCACAGUCUCUCCAGCGAAACCAACUCAAGAAGAUUCCAAGAUGCCGGACACAAUGUGUGUAAGACUGUUGCUUUUCAAAAGCCGUCUCUUCAUCUCUUAUCCCUCACAUCUUUCACAUGUCAAACCAAUUAAGGUAACAAAACACUGUCCAGUGGCCACUGUAUGUCGAGAAGGAAUAGCUCAUUUGUGGCCUGUAAUUUAAACUUUGCAUAUAGUAACCUAGGCCUAGAAUUGGGACACCUCCUCUAGUUUACUGAUAUUCUUCCGUCCGGCAUGUAUGUUUCACUCUGUCUUGGUGGAGGCUUCACACCCAUGUUCGUCAUGUGACCGCACAUGCGGCUGGGAUGGAGCGUGCAUCCUGUCAUAGUGUCUGACCUCUGCCCUCUGCCCUUCCCUCCAGUAUGUCCAAGGAACCCUCUUCCAACCUGGAGAAUGCCAUGCAGAUGCUGAUCAAAACCUUCCACAAGUACUCGGGGAAGGAGGGGGAUAAGUACACUCUGAGCCGAGGAGAGCUGAGAGAGCUAUUAACAGAGGAGCUGGGGAGUUACCUAGGGGUAAGAGGAGUGUACACACUGAGAGGGAGACAGAGACACACACGCAAACAUACAUACACACAUACACACACGAAAACACACACACACAAACACUCACAGGCAGACAAAAUAAAUGUAUUGAAUAGAAUACGCACACAGACGCAUACAUACACUAACCUCCCGUCCCCUCCCCCCUCUCCCUCUUCUAAUCCAGAACGCCCGCGAUGGAGAAGGGGUUGAGAAGGUGAUGACUGAUCUGGACGCCAACAGCGACGGCGAGGUGGACUUCACAGAGUUCAUCAUCCUGAUGGGAGCCUUAACGGUGGCUUGCAACGACUUCUUCAUGGAAUACAAGCCUGAGAAACUCGUCCACACACCCUUUGAGAAAAAGGAGACAACGACAGAGGAGAAGAAAGAAUGA